This is a messenger RNA of Cotesia congregata, 306 nucleotides long. Lineage: Eukaryota; Metazoa; Arthropoda; Insecta; Hymenoptera; Braconidae. The record is from the annotation of a GenBank genome assembly.
AUGCACGAGCCGGACGUAACGGGUGAGCCCAAGGGAAAGUACACUCGGCAUUUGUGUCGACAUCAUUUUAAACUCUAUCCGUGUUAUAUUAACAAUGAUCCAAACCUCUUACCAAAUGUCAAACUGGUGAUGCGAUGGAACGACACAAAGGGAGAAACCGUUGAGGCAACAAAGGCGAUGAUCGACAUGAUUUGCGAGGGAGUUGCGGCUUUUUUUGGACCCGAAGGAAAUUGCUACGUUGAGGCAAUAGGAGUUAAAAAAGGUUUGUACCGACUAAAGGCGGAAGGGGAGUUAUUUAAAGUUUAA